AUGACGGCACCACCAAUUAUGUUCGAUGCACCUGUUUGCAUUCUUCUUGAGUCAGAAGUCAUCACUAGAAUGCAUACACGCACACCCUGGCUCAUGAACGAAGAUGCUUCUCUUUUCCAUAUUAACAACCGUUGUCCAAUCAAGGUACCUUUUGAAGCAGAAGAGUUCGAAGAAAUGGAACGCGAAGGCUUAUGGCAUUUCAACCACUCCCUUUGA
Messenger RNA from Ostertagia ostertagi, 216 nucleotides. NCBI's taxonomy places the organism in Eukaryota, Metazoa, Nematoda, Chromadorea, Rhabditida, Trichostrongylidae. The record is from the annotation of a GenBank genome assembly.